This is a messenger RNA of Mastomys coucha (southern multimammate mouse), 1770 nucleotides long. It is a transcript of the gene Stk40, whose product is annotated as serine/threonine kinase 40. Gene Ontology annotation, biological process: protein phosphorylation. The transcript is spliced from 11 exons. NCBI's taxonomy places the organism in Eukaryota, Metazoa, Chordata, Mammalia, Rodentia, Muridae. Bases 193 to 1500 code for a protein of 435 amino acids. Gene Ontology annotation, molecular function: ATP binding; protein kinase activity. The record is from RefSeq and is a predicted model, not a curated record.
UGUCAGGUGGCGGCGCCGCAGCCAUGGAGGGAGGCGGCGGCGGCAGCUCUGGCGGCUGUGCUGGGAGGUGGCGGUGAGCGGCUCCCACGCCCCCGGCCCGGCCCCGGCCACCGGGACGGAGCGCCGAGCAGCCCCGACUCUGGGCUGUGGACUAUGGGCAAGCAGCGCUGAUCCCCCGGGGAAGAACUGAGAAUGAAGCGGAGAGCAUCAGACAGAGGAGCUGGGGAGACGUCGGCCAGGGCCAAGGCUUUAGGGACUGGCAUUGCUGGAAAUAAUGCAAAGAGAGCAGGACCAUUCAUCCUGGGUCCCCGCCUGGGCAACUCACCGGUACCGAGCAUUGUGCAGUGUUUGGCAAGGAAAGAUGGCACAGAUGACUUCUAUCAGUUGAAGAUCCUCACCCUUGAGGAGAGGGGCGAGCAAGGAAUAGAGAGCCAAGAGGAAAGGCAGGGCAAGAUGCUGCUGCACACCGAGUACUCUCUGCUCUCCCUGCUGCACACGCAGGAUGGCGUGGUCCACCACCAUGGUCUCUUCCAGGACCGUACCUGUGAAGCAGUCGAGGACGCAGAGUCUGGUCGGAUGGUAAAGAAGAUGAAGAAACGCAUUUGCCUCGUCCUUGACUGCCUCUGUGCACAUGACUUCAGUGACAAGACCGCUGACCUUAUCAACCUACAGCACUAUGUCAUCAAGGAGAAGAGGCUCAGUGAGCGCGAGACUGUGGUCAUUUUCUACGACGUGGUCCGUGUGGUGGAAGCCCUGCACCAGAAAAACAUCGUGCACAGAGACCUGAAGCUUGGGAACAUGGUGCUCAAUAAACGGACCCACCGGAUAACUAUCACCAACUUCUGCCUUGGGAAGCACCUUGUGAGUGAGGGGGACCUGCUGAAGGACCAGAGAGGGAGCCCUGCCUAUAUCAGUCCUGAUGUGCUCAGUGGCCGGCCAUACCGAGGGAAGCCUAGUGACAUGUGGGCCUUGGGCGUGGUGCUCUUCACUAUGCUCUACGGCCAGUUCCCCUUCUACGACAGCAUCCCACAGGAGCUCUUCCGCAAGAUCAAGGCUGCUGAGUACACCAUUCCCGAGGAUGGGAGAGUCUCUGAGAACACAGUGUGUCUUAUCCGGAAACUGCUGGUUCUUGACCCCCAGCAACGCCUGGCUGCUGCCGAUGUCCUGGAGUCCCUCAGUGCCAUCAUUGCAUCUUGGCAGUCCCUGUCCUCUCUGAGUGGCCCUUUGCAAGUGGUUCCUGACAUUGAUGACCAAAUGAGCAGCUCUGACAGCUCCCAGGAGGCAAAGGUAACAGAGGAAUGCUCCCAGUACGAGUUCGAGAACUACAUGCGGCAGCAACUGCUGCUGGCUGAAGAGAAGAGCUCCAUCCACGAGGCCCGGACUUGGGUUCCCAAGCGGCAGUUUGGUAGCAUGCCACCAGUCCGACGACUAGGCCAUGACGCACAGCCAAUGACCUCUUUGGACACAGCCAUCCUGGCACAACGCUAUCUGCGGAAAUAGUGCCCUCAGCUAGGGCACAGGCCCAGCACACCUCUUCUCGGCCCACCCCAGGCCCAGCCAUUGGGCCUGCCUGGGCCCAGGCCCAGCAGUGCUGGAUUGAUUCUCCCAGGCUGCAGUAGGGACAGGGCAGGGAUAGGGACAGCCCAGGUCACAGCCAGGGUCAACAGAGGUACCACAAAGCUACCUUUUGGGAUGAUUGCUUGAUUGUUUUUUUAUCUGAGAAUUCUAGAUAGAUACCUAAUCUGCUUUUAAUCAUGACAUUUUAAUCUA